UGAAAAAUUGACAAAUGACAACCAAACCAACCAAAAUUCAUCAUCAUUUGCAAUAUCAAAAUUCGAUUUAAUAUAUUAACCACAUUUUAUGGGCUCACUACUUACUAAAGCAAGAACCGCGACAAUGGCCAGUUCAACGGAAAUCAAGCAAUACAUCAAGGAUGCUGUUUCCAAAGACAAAGUAGUGGUAUUUUCAAAAUCCUAUUGUCCGUAUUGUACGCUGGCGAAAGAUGUGUUUGCAAAAGUGAAGCAACCCAUAACUGUUAUAGAAUUAAACGAACGCGAUGACGGCAGUGCUAUCCAGGAAAACUUGGCAGAAUUAACAGGGUUUAGAACGGUGCCUCAAGUAUUUAUCAAUGGAAACUGUGUGGGUGGUGGCUCCGAUGUGAAGGCUUUACUUGACUCGGGAAAACUCGAACCAAUGUUGAUUGGUUAAAUUACUCAAACAAAGUACAAAAAUGCAAAGGUUAUAAGAAUAUGUUGGUUUA
Molecule: messenger RNA, 488 nt
Organism: Papilio polytes (common Mormon)
Lineage: Eukaryota; Metazoa; Arthropoda; Insecta; Lepidoptera; Papilionidae
Product: glutaredoxin-C3-like
Exons: 3
Coding region: 89-436 (115 amino acids)
Biological process (GO): cellular response to oxidative stress
Cellular component (GO): cytoplasm
Molecular function (GO): glutathione disulfide oxidoreductase activity
Source: RefSeq, a predicted model, not a curated record